This is a messenger RNA of Cordyceps militaris CM01, 669 nucleotides long. RefSeq lists its product as uncharacterized. Lineage: Eukaryota; Fungi; Ascomycota; Sordariomycetes; Hypocreales; Cordycipitaceae. The coding region runs from base 1 to 669 and encodes 222 amino acids. The transcript has 2 exons. The record is from RefSeq and is a predicted model, not a curated record.
AUGGCAUCCAACAAGACUCGCUUAUUCGUCGUACCAAAUAAAAAUCGCCUAUACGUGACUGUUUAUCCCAACGAAGACGCUCCAGACGACAAGGAAAGAGAUGGCGGACCUAAUCAAGAACGAGAGAGCAGCUUCAGCUGGGGAUUCCUCAUCGGGCCAAAGCACGAGGACACGGCCAUCAACCCCGGUGUGCGAUACUACAUCCACCGCGUGCCGCUGGGAACGAGGGAGCGCCCCGAGGGCUUCCUCUGGCGGUACGCCGAGGACACGCUGCCCAGCAUCAAAUGCCCCGCGCGCAUGUACGCGCGCCUCCUCAUCGCCAAGAUUGAGGACGAGGACCGCCUGGAGCGGCUGCUGCGCGAGACGCCCCGGCCGCCGCGCGCCCCGGACGGUGACCGCGUCGCCGCCGCUGCCCUCCACGACGGCUACGACUCGCAGGUGUGGGUGGCGCAGGUGCUCGACCGGCUGGCCGCCGCCAGCGCGGGUAGGAAGCGCCGCAUCGUCGGCAGGGGCGUGCUCGACUGGCCGCAGAUUGAGCAGACGGCGCGACGCUACGUCGCGGAGAAGAUGGCCGCCGAUAGAUACAACGAGGACUAUCUGCGGGAGACGGAGCACCGGCUGCCGAAGCCGACGUGGGAUAUGAUCCUAGGCAAGGAGAUUGCGGGCUGA